AUGGGAUCUUUCAUUGAAUCCACGGGCUCCAAUUUAAACUACAAAGUGGAUGUGAAGCAGAAUCCUUUUGGCGUCGUGGUAACUGGAGUGAGAAGCAGUGGAGUGCUGUUCAACACUACCAUAGGACCCCUGCAGUACGCUGACCAGUUUUUACAGCUCUCAAUCAACCUACCCAGCAGCAACAUUUAUGGUGUGGGAGAGCACGUGCACAAGCAGUACCAGCAUGAUGUUAACUGGAAAACCUGGCCCAUGUUCAGCAGGGAUACUCCUCCCUCUGAUUAUGGAGUUCAAACUUUCUUCCUAUGUUUGGAAGACAGCACCGGAAUCAUCUUUGGUGUCUUCCUAAUGAAAAGCAAUGCCAUGGUACACAAAGCUCAAGAGCAGAAAAUGUCACAAAGCAAAGAUGGAUCAAACCAGCAGCCAAAACCUCAGGAUCCGGCUGUGUUUGGAUCUGAUUCAGUCUUGGUGGAAAGCUCCAAGUAUUACUUGAACAUUCGCUACACUUUGCUGCCUUACCUGUAUACACUCUUUUAUAAAGCUCAUACUCAAGGAGACACAGUUGCACGUCCACUUUUGCAUGACCGCAGGAAUCCAAUGGGACUUAUAAUUGCCCUGGAUGACAACUAUACAGCUUCUGGGAACUUGUUCUGGGAUGAUGGAGACUCUACAGGCAUAGUUGAGAGUAGCACCUACAUUUACUAUGAGUUUACAGUUUCCAAG
Messenger RNA from Tauraco erythrolophus (red-crested turaco), 720 nucleotides. NCBI's taxonomy places the organism in Eukaryota, Metazoa, Chordata, Aves, Musophagiformes, Musophagidae. The record is from RefSeq and is a predicted model, not a curated record.